AUGGCCAUGGAGGUGGUGAAGAUUGGAUUGCAACAACUGAAGGGACUUGGCCCUGAGCUUUUAAGGUACAAGGGUCCCAUACACUGUGCUCGCAUGAUAAUCCAUGAGGAAGGACUUCUUGGGGUCUGGGCAGGGGCUGCACCAACUGUUAUGCGCAAUGGGACAAACCAGGCUGCCAUGUUCACAUCUAAGAAUGCAUUUGAUGUAGUCCUGUGGAAGAAACACGAUGGAGAUGGGAGGGUCCUCCUACGACGGCAGUCCAUGGUAUCAGGUUUCCUGGCGGGGUCUUCCGGUCCUGUAUGCACGGGACCUUUCGAUGUUGUGAAGACAAGGCUGAUGGCUCAGAACCGGUCUGGAGGUGACCUGGAAGUAUAAGGCAUGUUCCAUGCCAUCAGAACCAUAUUUGCAAAAGCGGGUCUGCUUGCCCUGUGGAAAGGACUGAUGCCCAGACUCAUGAGGAUCCCCCCUGGUCAGGCCAUCAUGGGGGCUGUGGUUGACCAAGUUACAGGCCUUUACGAAAGGAGACAUAUUGCAUGA
Molecule: messenger RNA, 537 nt
Organism: Nelumbo nucifera (sacred lotus)
Lineage: Eukaryota; Viridiplantae; Streptophyta; Magnoliopsida; Proteales; Nelumbonaceae
Product: mitochondrial succinate-fumarate transporter 1
Biological process (GO): succinate transport; fumarate transport
Cellular component (GO): mitochondrion
Molecular function (GO): succinate:fumarate antiporter activity
Source: RefSeq, a predicted model, not a curated record